Molecule: messenger RNA, 4173 nt
Organism: Polypterus senegalus (gray bichir)
Lineage: Eukaryota; Metazoa; Chordata; Cladistia; Polypteriformes; Polypteridae
Gene: rffl
Product: ring finger and FYVE-like domain containing E3 ubiquitin protein ligase
Exons: 8
Coding region: 661-1692 (343 amino acids)
Biological process (GO): negative regulation of extrinsic apoptotic signaling pathway via death domain receptors; proteasome-mediated ubiquitin-dependent protein catabolic process; protein K48-linked ubiquitination
Cellular component (GO): cytoplasm; plasma membrane
Molecular function (GO): ubiquitin protein ligase activity
Source: RefSeq, a predicted model, not a curated record
UAUGUCAAUGCCUGUCUACACGGAACUAGCUUUGUGUUACAGUGAAAGCACAAGAAGUUUGAAAGGUUUUGUGCAGUCAGCGGUCGAUUUUGUAUUCUCCAAAAGAAUGUUAAAUCCCCAUCUGUGGCAUUGUUCACAGUUCACCAUACCAGGGCAGAUAAACUGCCUGCCUGUGUCAAUAUUCGUUUUGCAAUGUUCGUUUCAUUGCUUCGAUUGUCUUAGGGCAGGCACGUAAUUGUUUUUGCACCACACACCCACCGUAUGUCGUCGUUUCAUGCAACUCUCCCCACCUCUUCCCUCCCUUGUCAGCGAGCACGCUGCGGGCGGACGUGCGCGCGCUCUUCACUAAAUCUCAAAAGCCUGGCUGCUUGAUCCUGAGAGGGAAGUAGGUGACUGACGAGUCCGUGGGAGGAGCUCAGAAUGCGGACAGUUUUCUUCCUGUUUUUUUAUUUAUAAUAUCGGAGUUUUAAACAAAACAAAAAACUUGAUGCUCUACACAUGGAAAAGUUAAAGGACUCAUACGGUCACAGUUCAAGCGGUUUCCGAUUACUUUAACUUUCGUCUACUGUUGAGUGUAAGAUACAUCCAAGGCGCAGAUGUAUUGGGCUUAUCUAUUUAAAGACUGGAGUUUUUCUUUUCAGAGUUAAUUAGACACUGAUAAUGUGGGCCUCAUGCUGUAACUGGCUAUGUCUGGACACCCAAUCUGCAGACGAGAGGAAUGGAAACAGCCAGCGUGAGGCAUACACUAACUCUGGCUACAAUGCCUUUCCUUCAUCCCCUGCUCCGGAACCCACCUGUAAAACCUGUGGAAGGAGGUUUGAUUCUUUCUUUAAGAAGCUCGUAUGUAUAGAUUGCAAGAAGAAUUUCUGCAGCAACUGUUCCUCACAGCUCUUGGGCCCUUGCAUGUGCUUUAUCUGCCAUCGUUUACAUGUCACAGCCUUUGAAAGAGGAGAACUCAUGAAGUUAAAGGUGAAGGAACUGCGUGACUACCUUUCUCUGCAUGAGGUCUCCACUGAGAUGUGUACUGAAAAAGAGGACCUGGUGCAGCUUGUAUUGAGUCAGCAGUCUGCCGUGGAAAGAAUGAGAAGCAGUGUUAACCCAUCCCAGGCCCCUCAGCCAGGGUCUGUAGGUAAUGAAACAUCAUCAGCCACUCAAGGUGCUUUCCAGAUGCUUAUUGAAGAUCAGCAGACUACAGCAACGUCAACUUUUUCCAGCCGAGAGGCAGAGACACCAACACUAGGAGAUGAGCCCCGGACAGAAGAAGAUGCGCAGUCUUCAGAUGUUGAAGACAUGUCCGUUCCUGGCCGUAGAGCAUCCUUGUCAGACCUGAAUAGUGUGGAGGACAUCGAUUCACUGUCUGUUAGGCAGCUUAAGGAGAUUUUAGCCCGUAAUUUUGUAAAUUACAAAGGAUGCUGUGAAAAAUGGGAGCUAAUGGAAAGGGUCAGUCGACUUUAUAAUGAACAGAAGGAUCUCCAGAAAUUGGUUUCUAAUAAUGAAGCAAACAGUGGAGAUUCAAAACCUCCUAGUGGUGUAGAUGAAAACCUCUGCAAAAUUUGCAUGGAUGCCCCAAUUGACUGUGUUCUCCUGGACUGUGGGCAUAUGGUCACUUGUACAAAAUGUGGCAAGAGGAUGAGUGAGUGCCCUAUCUGCAGGCAAUAUGUAGUCAGAGCUGUUCACGUCUUCCGAUCCUGAUGUUUGUGUGUUGUCCCUUCGAACAGAACUAUGUGCUCCUCCUGUUCUUUAAGGCAGAUUUUUUCAACUUAUGCAGAAGUGAAAUAUUUUCCAAGUAUUUUCAUUCAUGAAGAACCAUGAAGUUUUUCCAAUUGCAGCCACAACUGCAGCAUGGCAGCAGUACAACAAAUAGAAACUAUCAUGUUGUAAAUUAAAUGCAUGUUGACAGUUUAUGAGUAUAACCAAAAUUGAGAGCUGCUAAAGAAAAUGUUUAGGAGUUUGGUUCUUGCUUACCAGAUAAAUUACUUAAUUAAUGAUCAAGCUAUAAUUUAUUUAAUUAUGAAAAAACAAAAUGUUUUUAAUUUAAGUCAUUUGAAGGAUUUUUAUGGCUUUAAAAAAUCAAAGCCGUCUGCCUUACCCGGAAUUUUGUCCAUAAUUUGUUUUGGCUUAGCUGAACAGAACUUGAAUAUGGCUGGUUUUACAUCAGGUAUAUUUGUGGCACUGAUGACAGAGUAGUUACUUGAAGUUGAAAGUAGGUAGGCUGUCUUGAUUUUCUGUGUUUUUGAGCAGAGAAAAACCAAAUUCAUUAUCAACGAACUAUGUUUUGAUUUAUUAGUUACAUAACAACUACUUCACAGCACUUUCUUCUUUACUUCAGAUGCAUGUCUGAAUGUUAGGCAGUGUUUUGAACUAAUUUAUCUACAAGAAGUUUGCAUAAAUGUUUUUUAAAGAAUUUGCUGCUGUUUCUUUCCAAAGAUUAAGAAAAAGCCUUUAAAAAAAAAAAAUUCCAAAUUUACCGGACCAGGAAAUUCUUUCAUGAACUGCAGUCUAUCACAGAAGUAACUGAUUGUAAGGUGUCUGCAUGUUUGUGGUACUUAGUUAUAGAAAAAUGAUGCAAAGCAGGAUAAAUAUGUAUGCUAAAUCUUUGUGUGGUCUAUCGGGUUAAAGAGGCUUUGCUUAUGGCUGCCCUUUAAAGCCUUCAUCUAUAAUACAACAAGCCGUAGUCUGAAUUUCUCAGAUCAAUCAGCCUAUAAAUGAGUGCAUUUUAAGAAACAUUUUGAAAUUCAGUUUUUAUUAACAGCAUUACAUGUGUAAACUAUACAUGAUGAUAGAAGUAUUCUAAAAUGUAGAAGACAUCCAAGAUUCUUGUCCACUGUUGUCUGCAGGCAUUAUUAAUAAGAUGCCAUUUUUUGUCAGGUUUACUGACUAGCACCCUGAUAAAUUAAUAACUUUUAAUAUGUACAGAAAAGAUUGUGAAUGCUACAAGUACUUACUAUAAUGCAGUAUGCUUAAAGAACCCACAGAAAUUUGAACUGAGAUACUGGGUUAAUAGUAUACCUGUACUCUUUCCUUUAAUUACACAUAAUUUUACACUUGCAUUACUGUGCUCAAUUUUUGCAUGCCUUUGUUAUGUAGAAGGAGAAAAUUUGGACCAGCUUGCAUUGUCAUGUACUUGCCAAGAAUGUUAACAAAACAGGAUAUGUUUUGAAUGUGUGUAUGAUUUUCAUAUAUCCUAAUGGACCUUAGGAACAGCAAAAUGCACUAUGACAGUAGCAGAACUUUCAAUUGUUAAAAAUUAAAGAUUGCAUAUGUUUUAUGUCUAAGUUUACAAACAGAGUGUUGAAAUUUUCUAAAGGUAAGGUUAUAAUGACAUUUUCUCUGUGGUCCAAACCAUAAUAAAUGUCUUGAUUAAGUAGGUUUGUAAAAUCAUUUUGAGAAUUCUUGGAUGCAUUUGGCAAAAGGUUUUUACACAACAAAAUCUUGAAAUAUAAUGAAGACUAGUUUGCCUGCUUGAUAAAGUGCCUUCAGGACUUUAACUUGAACAGUAUGUCAGGUGCUGACCAACAAAUGUGCCUUGUAAAGUAGUUUGUAACACUCCCUACACACCACGCAUUUUUGGUCAUUCCUUCAAAUUGGUCGUUUAGUGGGCCUGUGUGUGUACAUAAUGCAGGCCCUUGCUUGCAAUGUCUGUUUUUAUCCUCUAAUUUCUGUGCUUACUUUGGCGCAAAUCUCUCAGGAAGAGUCCUUUGGACUGUGCCUUAUUUCUACCUCUUUAGAUAUAUGCUAAAUGUGUAAACAGACUUAGCUGCCAAAACCACACAUGCAUCAUGUCCCACAUAUCUUUGUGGCAAAGGAAAUGCCAGUAGUGACACAGUGAUAUGUGCUCAGAAUUAAGUACUUUAAGGCAACAUUUAAAACCUAAAACAUCUGAUGAUCUGUAGAAGAUGCUUUGUCUGAAUAUGACCAGCAUAGUAUAAAAAUAUAUUUGGACUGGCAGAGAUGCAUCAGCAGGAUUAUGGCUAAUGCACUCCCUGAGAAUAUUGAGUUGUUGUGUAACUGACCAAACUACUUGGGCAUCACUCUAAGUAUAAGUUGUUUACCUUCUCAGUGAUUUAUUGUUUUGAGGAUUUGCUUCCACAUUUACAAUAUGUCUAUGUGUUGCUAUGUUGGAAUUAGGCAACCAUUGGAAAUGCUAUGUGUUCAAGGAUAAAAAAAAAAAAA